GGUGCACGGUGCAUUCGAAUGUAAACAUGGCCGCCGGUGUAUUGUGCAAGGAGUGCAAUCGCGAGAGAAAACACGGCCGAAUGUCGUCGCGAACGUAAUGAGAGCAAAGAAAUAUGCGCAGGAAGGACCCAGGCAGGUGUCUGGGUAAGCGAUGAACGUAUUUCGGGCCUUAAUUCCGUGUGCACUGCAGCGCAGUGGCGAAAGUGGAGCUGGUGCAGAAGCAGAGAACAGCAGCGGUGGUUGCUGGUUCACAGGAAGAGGACAGAGAGAUGAUUCGCGUAUGACACAGAGAAUGGGAGCAUCAGCCUCUUCGAGCCUUGCGCCUGUUGGAGGAGACUCAGUACAGGCGGCCAGGCUCUCAACCUCUGGUAAUCCUGAUCAGCUGAGCAUUAUUGUCAGCAGGGAUAGAAAGAAACGCGUGACGGGCUUCGCGACACUGCGCAAAAAGUUCAUACGAAGACGUCGUUCGUUAAAGUCGUGCGAUCACGGCCGAAUAAUUCGAGAAUUGGUGUCGACAUGGAGUCCGCUGGAAGCAGGUGCUCUACUCGAGGAGUACGAAGCACUGGCCGCGCUCAAGGACUUGCACGUACAAGCUGAACUGGCGCGACCACCCGCGGCGACCUUCAAACAGGAUCUGUCGGUACUUUAUGACUACAAGUAUUGCACGGACGUCGAUCUUGUCUAUAGGGGCGCCUGCUUCCCUGUGCACAGAGCUUUGCUGUCCGCUAGGUGUCCUUACUUUCGAGAUCUACUUGCUGGUUGUCCGGGUUACGGCGCUCGGAUAUGCCUAGAAUUACGCAACCACAAUAUCGAGGUACCGAUGUUCUCGGCGCUGCUGCGUUACCUCUAUACAGGAGACGUGUGUCCACACGACGACUCGCUGGACGCGAGUUUACUUCGCCGAUUGGGCGACGAGUUUGGCAAUCCAAAUCCGUUGGAGCACGAUUUGCGUUAUUUGCUCGAGACAGGCAACUACGCAGACGCUGCACUGGUAUUCACCUCGGAUAGCGACUACCAGAGACCCGACAGCGGUAGCUCGGAGUAUGGUUUCCGUCCAAAGCUCGAGUUGCCCUGCCACAAGGCUAUACUUUCGGCGCGUUCGCCCUUCUUUCGCAAUCUGAUUCAAAGGCGAACCCGAUCCGGCGAGGAUCACACCGAGCGAGCACUUCACAUACCUACGAGGAUCGUGUUGGACGAGUCCGUCAUACCCAAGAGAUACGCGCACGUGCUAUUGCACGCUGUCUACUUGGACACGGUGGAUCUAUCGCUCAUACUUCGGGGUGGUAGCUGUGGUAAUGGUGCUGGAAGUCUUGGCGAGGUUCAGGCGUUAACACACACUAGUCGGAUGCGACCUAGUCCGCUGGAGGAGGCCAUGGAGUUGUAUCAAAUAGGUCGAUUUCUCGAGUUAGAUAUACUCUCUCAAGGCUGUGAAGAUCUUAUUUUGGAAUGGCUUACUAUAGAUACUCUUCCGACUGUACUCAAAUGGGGCAGUCAGCCGCAUGGUUCGGCGUGGGUGCAUCGACAAGCGCUGCACUAUCUUCGCGAAGAAUUCCAACCGGUCAUUUCAUCACCGAUUCUUCACCAGUUGGAUCACACGCAUCUGUCUAAGGUGCUGCAGAGUCACUUCUUGCAAGCAAGCGAACUCGAGGUCUUGCAGGCUGUGCUCAAGUGGGGCGAGCAGGAACUUGUCAGACGAAUGGAAGAUCGCGAACCCAACUUACUCAGUCAUACGGUUCAUUCGGUCGCUAGGAAAGGCGUGAAAAAACGCGACCUCAGUGAUAUCGAGCUUCGAGAAAUACUCAGUGAAUUGCUGCCUUUAGUUAGGAUGGAUCACGUCUUGCCACCGAAUAAUGAAAUACUCGCUCAGGCUAUCAGAAGAGGGUUAGUAUCUACUCCUCCAAGUCAUAUGAUAGGGGACGAGAGAGAAAACCUGCGGAUUAAUGCUUGGAUAAGGGGAGGAAAGAAAAAUGGUCUCUUCGUACGGCCUCGUCUUUUUAUGCCAUAUUAUGAGGAAGUCAAGGCUUUAGUCGAAGAACAAAUGGUUCAAGAAGCAGAACUGGUAAGGUUACGAAGGGCGCGUUACAUUCCUGACAUACCCGACACAUUGUAUAUGGUCGAUGAGAAGCCGCGAGGCAUGGGUGCUGCCGGAGUCGAUAUUUUGGCAGCAGCUCUUCCAGUUCCAGAUUCUGCAACAAUGUCAGCCAUGUUGAAGCGCGAGCAAAAGCUACGACUAUCUCCAAGUUGUCAAAGAGCUAUAAGUUUACCGCUUUCAUCGCGUCACGAAAUCAACAGGCAAUUGCGGUUACGCGUUGUCAGGGAAUUUAAUUUACCCGAUGCAGUUGCUGAUUUUCUUGAAAAUGCAUCGUGCUACAGCCUUGGUGAAGCAGACGCAGGCUCAGUCUCGGCGGACGAGGAAUGUAGCGGUUCACCGUCAGGUUUGAUGGGUGGCGCACCGUCGGCAGUGGUGGUAGCAGCUGGUUGCGGUUACGGGCGUAACAUGACUUUCCCUCGACAUCAUUCGACCACUUACGGGCAUCAUCGUCACCACGAGCUACCGGCCAUCGUUACCGAGGGAGACAACUACAGACUGUCUGCCGAGCACUUGGAGAAUAAUUCGUGCAGCGAUGGCCAUCUUUCGGGUAUAAUGCCAGACGUGGCCAUGGCAACAGCGUCGUUUGGAGCCCUGCAGCUGGUUGAGCAGCAGGAAUUGGAAUUGGAUCUUGGCGACGGUGCGUCUCAUCUUUUGCAACAGCAGCAACAACAGCAGCAGCAACAGCAGCAGCAGCAACAGCAGCAGCAGCAGCAACAGCAACAGCAACAACAGCAGCAACAGCAACAACAGGCAUCGUCGCCGGGGCAUCGUGGUGUGUUGUCGCAUCAACGCCAAAGACAUUUUUCUGGCAUGCCGCCUGCGCCCUAUAUGUAUCAUCGCUCAGCUGGCGGUUUGCCCCGGUUCAUUUAAGAACAACAAGAAUGAUGAUGAUGACGAUCGAAAUAAGAAAAAAAACUUUUUCCGCGUAUAAUACGAAUUCUCGUGUAACUAAUGUAUAUAUACAUACUGCCUAUCGUUAUAAUUCGUCGUAUACAUAUAUUGCAGGGUGAUGAAGAGCGCGCGCAUCGCUGAACGCUAUGUUUGUACUUUUAAUUUCGUAUAGAUACCUAUAUUCAUGCCAAAGCUUUGAAAUCAUGACAUUUCUAUUCUUUUUUCGUCUAGUUUUAACACGCGAUAGCUGUGUUUUUUUUAUACUCUUCUGGCGUUUACAAAAUACAAAGCGUACUAUUUAAGCUUUUAUGAUCCUCAGAUUUUUUGUUUUACGUAAGCUGUAGAUUAAUCUUUUUUGGCUUUGAGAAAUUAUUAUUAUCAUUCAACAGUAGGGAUCAUAGUAGACAAUACUGUUGAAAUUAACAAAUUUGCAAAAAAACCGAAAAAAAAUUACAAAAGUGCAAAAUGGUGUUCGGCCCUGUUGAAUAUAUUUUUGCCGUGUCCAACGCGCGCCAUUUGUGUUCAUAUGCGCGUGCAUGUAAUAUAUCGAUUUUAAGUAUGCAUGUGGGUAUGUAUGAGUGCAUUUAUCGAUACAACGAUAAUCGUAUAAAUAUAGAUAAUUGAACAUUUUUCUUCUUUGCCGAAUACGCUAUUGGUUAUAACCCAGUGGUCUUUCCGAGUUACAUGGUAACGUUAACUCAUUCAUUUUAUCAAGAAAAAACCAAUCGUUAAGUUUUUUCGAAUUUUUUUACUCAUAGAGUACAUCAACUUUAUGGCUAAUUCUUAUGCGAAUGAGUUUUUGUUUAAAAUUUUGGCUUAAGAGUUUAUUUAAUGUUUUGUUUAUAAUGGGUUUGUUUACUUUUGUUACAUAACGAACUCCAUCAAAGUUGCUUAAUCUCUAAAAAAUCUUCCAUAAAUCUAAAGGAUAAAUAUCUAAACAAGUUUGAAUCAAUAUUUGACAUCUCGCUUAUCCUUGUUUCGUUUUUUUGAAUUUCCUUUUUACUCGAUUUUAUUUGCAAUGAUAUUAUAUAACGUGCAAACAUACCUGCCUAUUUACAAAUAAGCACAGCGAGUGGUACAAUAUUGUUAGAACAGUUAUUGAUUGUCACUAUAAAAUUCGCUCAGUUCAGCUAAGUUACGUAUCCUUUUCUUUUUUUUUUCGAAAAGUACAGAUUAUUGGACUUAAGCGCAACUUAAAUUUUUAGUUUAUUGAUGCGAGGAAUUUCGCUUUUGAUGUGAAUCAUCUCAAAAAUUAAUCUUUUAUUCCAUUGAGUUUCAAAGUCAAGGAUCUGUGCUUUGUCUGAGUCGAAUUGGUGCGAGUGAUUAUACAUAUGUAAAUUAGUUAUAGCUUAGUUUUACUGAUAUAUUGCACACAACACUUUUUAUAGGUUGUUUUAUAAAUUAGGUUUGUUCAGUCCAUUUUUGCCGUUCUAUCUUUAUACAACUUCAUAAUUGAAGAUAGUUAUUGAUCUAUUGUCAAUGUAAUACAAUUUUCUCACAUAUUUAUUGAUAUAUAAUUCAAUAAACUCUAUUGGAUGUUGAUUGUUGUGCAAUAUCUUAACAAUAUAUCUUCUAUUAUUUCGAUGAAAACAGUUUAAAUAAGGUUUUAAAGAAAUUGACAAAUUCGCCAACUAAAAGCCAACUGAUAACUAAUUGAUCUCAAUUAUUGCCUCCAAAAUCGAGUAAAGAGAAAAAUCCAAAAACUCUAAACAAGUUUAUCUGCAAUUGUAAUUGUGGAUGUUUCGUGCGAACUACUUCGAAUUCCUAUUUAAUGAGUUAACGAGUUUUCGAAGCAUUUGAAGGAAAAAAUAGUUUAGUGCUGCCAAAUAAUGCAGUCCAGUGUACAAUAAUAUUAAAUCAAUAGCUGUGUGAAAAUGUAAGCGUUUAACAAAACUGAAAAUGUAACGUACAGACACCAUCGUUUAUAUUUGUAUAAUAAUGAAUAUAUACAUAUGUAUACAUAUGUUAUUUUCAUAGUUAUAGGCUUAAAGGGUGUUAGUGAUAUGAAUGGUAUGCUCUCAAAUCUGCCUUGUCAAUUUUUGUUUGAUAUCUUAAUCACGGGACUGCCAAUUUACAUUACUGACUUGUUGCAUUUUUUUAUUAUGUUUUAAACAUGUUGUGGUACAGUGUUAUAGAAUGGAUAGAUUGGCCUAUGAAAAUGAAUUUAUUACAGUAUAUAUGUUUAAUCGAUCAGCUGUUUAAUUAUGCUAAAAAACAUCUUAUUUCUGAGCUGAUUUAUUUAAAAAAUAUUCGAUUUCCUUCUUUAUUGGUUUAAAAAUUAAAGUUUAAACUGGUCGCACUGAUUAUAUUCUUAUGAAGUUUUGUUUACUACACCCUGUAAGCUUGUGACUAGCAAUGUAUAGAACGCACUUUGAAUAAGAUAAGAUGAAACAAUCUAAAAGUGGGCCGUUUCCUUAUGUCAGUUAAAUUGUCAUAAGUUUUUUUGUUAGAUCCUUGAAUUAAAGGCUGAUCUCAUGCUUAUCUUUGAUAUAUCGAGAUGCAUGCACAUGUUGAAUCUAAAUUAACACAGAUAACAUUAUUAAUAGCCUUAUAGCGUUAGGUAUAAAUAUUGCAGUAAUUUGGUGAAAAGACAAAAUGUUAUUUAUGAUCUUAUUAAUAUAAUAUCGUAUAAAGCACUAAAUUAUAGGCUAGUUUUAAAGACGACUACUUUAGUAGAAGUAAUGAAAUAACUGACCCGAAAAUAAUCGAUUGGAAAUUUAGUAAUUCACGAAUAGAUAAUUAGAUUUUUAACGACCACAGAAAAAGAAGUAAUUAUUAGCAUUUGUUGGUGUUUUUUUUAAUUUUGCCGAUCUAAUGAAGCAAAAGCUUUGCUACGUCAUCUAAUUUUUGCUACUUGGAGGCUGGUUUAAUGGUUUUUAUAAGUAAAAAAAAAACUUUUGAAAGACUUUUUAAAAGACUGGAAAUAAUUUAAAAGUUAUAAUUAAUUGAUUUUAUUUGAAAAUUAGGAGAUCGUAUGUUCUUUCAAAUUUUAAUGAAAUAGACAGCAGUUGUAUAGCAGACUCAUUUUAAAUAGAGGUACUGUGGGUCAUUCGGUUUCUCGCAUCGCUGUUCUGCUUCAAUCACUAGCAUACACCUGACUUCCGUAGAGAUAAAACUGAAAGAAAAGAAUUGCAUUGGAAUUCAAACAAUGGUAAACAUGAAGUAUCCAUUCUGAAUUAUGUUGUGAGUUAUAGUGAUAUAAUGUCAUGAGAGCUUUCUCUGCGAAAUAUCAAACCAUUUCAAAGUUCAGAAUAAAUACUUGAUGUUUUAUUUAUAUAGAUAACAGGAAAACAAUACGUACCUUUGUCGUUCGUGACUAUGUACAGAUUAGCGAUCGUAGCGUGAUAUAUAAUGUAAUUGAAAUUUAUUUCUUGGAGACAAAAAUAAGAAAAAACAAUAAAUAACGAUAUUCAUGAAACGUAGUGCUUUGAAAAAAAAAUAAAAGUUAGGAAGUUGCGAGCGAAAGACAUUUUUGGUGGCCAAGCAAACGGCUCAUCAUCCUUAAAGGACCAAUGUAACUAGUAACCGAUUAAUUAUAGAGAAAAAGAAAAAACAUAAAGAAAAAUCUAGUUUAUACAGUAUGUACGCCCGCACAAGACAAUUUAUUUUUAAUCGUCGUCGAAUGUAUGAGAUCCCGACCAAACAUAUUUCAAUGAAGUAAAAUUUCGCAGGCAAUUGAUUUUUAAUAAUUAAGAUUUAUUGUUAAAUUAUUUAUAAAAUUUUGAAAUUGUUCUGUUGAUUUUCAUUUAAAUUAAAUUAUAAAUUGUUAUUUACUGUAUCAGACAACAAAGAUAUGCUUCUAUCAGCGUUUGAAUUUUUUUUCAAUGUCUUGGAAAUAAUGUGUAUAUUAUAUGAUAAUUGCUAUAAGAAUAAGUAAAUACACCAGACAAACAAUCAAAACAUUACUCAAAGUAAUGGGUAUUAUAUCAUAUUUAUUAUGUGCGGAUACAAGUUGCAUACUAUCGUGAAACUUAAUUGUUUUCCUGUGGAUUCUGUAUCACGCGGAAAUAUACUGUAUAAAUGUUCAAAAGUUAAUCUAUCAUCAUAUACCUUUCGCUGAUUAAUCUUCAAUCGCUAUUUAGUACUUCGAAUUAUCUUUUCCUGUGUGUAAACGGCGAUAGUAUUCUCGUCAAAUAGAAACAUUUUUAUUUGUUAAUUUAAGAUAUCGAUUGAAAAGUGCAAUCUGAAAGUAAAUUGUAAAAAAAACGUUUGUUCUGAAGAAGGAAAAAGGGAGAAAAAAGAAAUCAUCACGCUAUUACGUGAGUAAAUGUUUAUGGGUCGUAUGCUUCAUGCUUUCGACACCUGAUGUCUGUAUAAAAGAAUCUUGACAAAAUAUAUUAAAGCACAACAUU
Molecule: messenger RNA, 7335 nt
Organism: Phymastichus coffea
Lineage: Eukaryota; Metazoa; Arthropoda; Insecta; Hymenoptera; Eulophidae
Product: BTB/POZ domain-containing protein 7
Exons: 11
Coding region: 152-2962 (936 amino acids)
Biological process (GO): morphogenesis of a branching epithelium
Molecular function (GO): protein binding
Source: RefSeq, a predicted model, not a curated record